This is a messenger RNA of Magnolia sinica, 600 nucleotides long. RefSeq names its product serine/arginine-rich splicing factor SC35-like. Gene Ontology annotation, molecular function: RNA binding. Bases 1 to 600 code for a protein of 199 amino acids. The record is from RefSeq and is a predicted model, not a curated record. Lineage: Eukaryota; Viridiplantae; Streptophyta; Magnoliopsida; Magnoliales; Magnoliaceae. The transcript has a single exon.
AUGAAUGAGCGAGGCAGGGAGGAGCGAGGCAAGGAAAAGGAGCGAGCGCCAUCUCCUACAGGUUCCAGACGGAGAAAAUGCAGUAGAGGUAGGUCGCCCAAAUCCAUUCCAGAUCGAUGUUUCGACAGGAUCCGAGCUGAGGGCUUCAGCAUUUUCGUUGGAAAUCUCCCAUUUGACUACACGGUGGAGGAUCUACACAAAAUCUUUGGCCACUACGGUAAGGUGAUUGAUGUUUACAUCCCUCCCUUCCCUGGCACUAGGAAAUCCAAGGGUUUCGCAUUUGUGCAUUUCCACUAUGCGGAUGAUGGCAGAGCUGCGAUAGGAGUGCUUAAUGGAAGGAAAAUAGAUGACAAAGAGGUUAUUGUCACGGAGGCAAAGCCGAGAACCCGAGCUCUAAAGAAGAACCCCCUUACCAAGCAGGCCUCGGCAUCUCGAUCUAAGGCAGGCAGCAAUGCGGAGGCAGUGAAAAAUGGUGGUUCAUCGCAGUCAUCAUGGAACCAUCGACAACCCCAGCUUCAAAGCCCCAAUAUUAUCACGGUGGCAGAUCCCGAUACGGUUACCAGGAGGUUGAAAGAACUGAAAUUGGGGUUGAUAGGCUAG